Talaromyces stipitatus ATCC 10500 is the source of this 2703-nucleotide messenger RNA. RefSeq names its product DDHD domain protein. Gene Ontology annotation, cellular component: cytoplasm. The coding region runs from base 1 to 2703 and encodes 900 amino acids. Lineage: Eukaryota; Fungi; Ascomycota; Eurotiomycetes; Eurotiales; Trichocomaceae. The transcript has 2 exons. The record is from RefSeq and is a predicted model, not a curated record. Gene Ontology annotation, molecular function: glycerophospholipase activity; metal ion binding.
AUGCCCGCUACAGACCCAAAGCCAUCAUUUCUGGAAUCAAUUUCGCCGUGGUCAACAACGCGAAGUUCAACGCCUCAGAACGGGCCCGACAACGCUUCGGAUACGGUAGAUAGUCUGAAACAAGGUACAGGACAGGAUCAUGUCACUUCCUACAAGAAGCGACUGAGUUCGCUACGAUAUCCGCCAGACUGCCCGCCACUGCAAACGAGAUGGUUUUAUGCUGUAGAUACCCCAAAAUCGAAGCCGUCGUUCACGGGUAUGGAGAAGCCGGAGCCACUGAAGCCCUUACCUCCCGCAAAAAAGUUCAUUCCGUUUUAUACCAAAGACUCCCAGUCCAUUGAGAGAGCUUUCCAGCAACUCCUUCAGCAAGAGGCAGUGGAUUCCACAGAGAAGACAAAAGAUAAUGAAUCAAAGCAGAGCACAGUCAAGGUCCCAGUAAACGAGGACUACCUGUACGAUGUCGAUGUGGAUAAACGAGAACUAGGGCCUGCAUACUGGUUAGGGCCUAUCUAUGAAGUCAGGCGUGGAACGUGGUUCUUCCAGGAAGGAUCCGUCCUCAGGCCAUGUGAAGAGAACCUUGCGACUCAGCUCGAAGAGGGCUAUUUGAAGAUGAAACCCUGGCAACCGCAAUACUCGCAGAACAAACCCACAACAGGAACCGCUACGAUAUCAGACGAAAAAUCCCAGGCGAAUCAGCCCUCCAAAGAUUCAAGUCCGGUCCGUGGCGUAACAAGCAAAAAGACUAGCGAUGAAGGUAGACCAGAACGUGAUCGUUCAGACAGCCCGAGCCGGUCGGGCGUUCCAAGCCAGUCUUUACCUGUUUACCGUCUCUUUGGCUCUUACAUGAAUAGCACCGUUACUUACCAGGAUUCAACUGUGGCGUGGUUGAAUUAUGACGACUUCAUGUCUCGUGUAAGCAGUACUGUCUACCAGAGAUUUGGUGGUGUGGGAGGUACUAAGGUUGUGAGAGGAUACGUUGAGCAAGGGACUCAGAAGGAUUCGGUAGAUACCAAAGCCGGACCAUCAAAGAGCUCAUCGUCGGUGGCCCCGGCUAUGCAUUCGGGUGUUACAGGAAAGGAGAAUCCUCCGCCGAAUCAAGAUGACUCCACUGGUUCGACCGAGCCCGAGGGAUUAAAUUCCAAAGCGCUGUCAACCGGCCAUAGAAUAACGUUACAACGUCAGAUGUCUUCCCUCAAUGGCGAGGCGGGAGACAGUGCCGAGCUCGAAGAAGAAGCGAGAAAACAGGAAGAACAGGAAAUGGAAGACUCCAGAGAGACAGAAGGCGAAGAGAGAGACAGAGAGAUCGAUCAUCUCAUUCUAGUGACGCAUGGAAUUGGCCAGCGCCUGGGACUCAGACUGGAUAGUAUCAAUUUCAUUUCCGAUGUCACGACGUUGAGAAAGACCAUGAAAUCAGUCUACGCCGCGUCACCUGAUUUGCAGGCACUUAAUUCUCAAUAUCCGGACGCAAAGAAGAAUUGUCGCGUCCAAGUUCUUCCUGUAUGCUGGAGAUAUCUCCUUGACUUUCCUCGUCAAGGUCUGCGCCAGAAUCGCAAAGAGCUUGACCUUGCCGACCCUGAUAGCUUGUCAUCUGAGGAGGAACAAUAUCCUAACCUGGCUGAUAUCACAUUGGAAGGUGUACCUGCUGUCCGCAAUCUGAUCUCAGAUCUGGCCAUGGACGUCCUCCUGUAUCAAAGUGGGUACCGAGAACACAUAAUGGGUAUUGUGCAACGGGAGUGUAAUAGAAUACUUCAGCUGUUCAAAUCCCGUAACCCGUCGUUCAAAGGCUCAGUUAGCUUAUGUGGGCACUCAUUGGGAAGCGCUAUCAUGUUUGAUAUCCUGUGUCGUCAGAGUCAACGUUCCCAUAGAGAUUUUGAAGAAAAAGGGAAAAGGCAGAGUUCGAAGCAGAAUAGGGCACGCGAGUCAAUGACCGGCUAUCCUCUUGAUUUCGAUUGUAAGGAAUUCUUUUGCCUUGGCUCACCACUUGCACUCUUUCAAAUGUUGCAGGCAAAAACAAUUGCUGGGAGAUCUCUUGCGAACGGCUCGGCAGAGAGAAAUUCGGCUCUAUCUCACAGUCUGGGGGCUGCAACUCCACCUAUAGGUGAUCCGACGGAACAGGCAGUCUUCGAAUUGAAUCCGAGUGUCUCUUCACCUCAAUGUGAAGAACUAUACAACAUUUUCCACCCCUCUGAUCCAGUCAGCUACCGCCUCGAACCACUGAUCACUCCUGCGAUGACGGCAUUGAAACCCCAGCCCCUCCCCUUCGUGAAGAAAAACAUUUGGACAGCAUCUGGUCAAAGCCUAUCGAACAUUAGCUCUCGGGUGGGGUCGCUUUGGACGAAUUUCACCACUGGUGUCGCAAGCAGCUUGCUAAAUCGCAGCUUGGGUAUACAGUCUGAUGGAACAUCAGGCUCAACUCACUCGCGUACUGCUUCCCAGCAGUCAUCAUCGUCGGACACCAAGAAUGACAAAUUUCAGUCAGGCUCGAAAGUACUCGACCAUGAAUUAGAAUUCCCGACUCUUAUAGAUUCAGGAAUGGAAACACUUUAUGAAGGUUUCCAGAAAGCGAGACGCAGUGAUAAAAAGGGUGGCUCAGGCGAUAGCAGUGAUGACGUUGAAGAUCGUUCUCGGAGAAUCAAGAUCGAAGAGUCCAAAGUCCGUGCCCUCAAUUCGAAUGGUAGAGUGGACUAUAGCAUUCAAGAGUGA